AUGGUCCAACGAUUGCGUACAAUAAAAAUGAAGAGAUUAACGGCAAUCACGUGCGCGGCAAUAUUAUUGCUGUUGGAGCUAAAGGGUUUUGACUGCGUGGACAACACUACGACCCCUGCGCCCACGUUGAUAUUACCACCCUCCAAGUAUCCGCCGUCGACUUUUUCCGAUUGUUGUCCGUACGGUGGCAUGACGUCGUCACAACUGGCCCUGUUGUCGGCCACGGAUGAUCCGGCACCACCCGAGCGCGUGAACGACAUCGUGUUUCUGAUAAACGCUCUGCCGACGGCACCGUAUUCGCUGUCCCGUCUACCGCCCCAGACGUUAUGCUGCAUUUUAAAAGAGCUGGCCCGCAGGCCGUCGCUGAUGAACGCCAUCGAACCGCCGAACGUGGUGUGUCUGCUCGACACCCUGUGCGCACUGCCGUCUCUGAUGAGAGUCGCGCCCGACCUAACGAUCCGCGAUCUGAUCACCGCCGCCAUUCUGAGCCCGAAGAUCGUGGACGCGAUGCGGCCGUCCACGGUGGUCGGUCUGUUGAGCAAGGCGCCGCCGACCGCGCUGUGCGCGUUGUCGCCCGCCGUCAGGGCGUCGCUGAUCCACUGCGCGCUGUCGCCGACGGCGCUCGGCAGGCUGACGCCGGUGGAAAUAUCGAACUUCGUCGACGCGUUAAUGUGCACAGAUCGCGCGUUGGCCAGAUCAACGGCCACUGCCGACAUCCUCGAACUGCUGAGCGUCACAGUGCAGUCGCCGUCCUUCGCCAACAACAUAUCCGCCACGCGAGCCGUCGACUUACUGUGCCUGUUGUCCAAGUCGGCCAUGGUCCCGAAGAACCUCGUCGACGCUCUGCUGGCAUCCUUCGCCCCGUCCGCCCACCGGUUGCCGCCCGCGACUCUCGCCCGCUUGAUGGCCAUCUUGACAAGUUCGCCGUACUCGAUGAACUCGAUGGACCCCGCCACGGUCGCUCUGCUGCUGGCCGCGUGGUCGCCGGUCGGCGUGCUGUCCACCUGCCCGCCCGACGUGCUCGUCCGGCUGUUGGUCGUCCUGUCUCAGGCGACCACCGUCUCCGUGGACGCGAUCAUCGGGCUGCUCUAUGGCGUCACGUGCGCGUCGCCCAGGUUGAUGUGUGACGUGCCCACGUGCGUCCGGUCAGCGUACGUGAUCCGGUUCACUUCCCCCGAAAUUACCUCCACGCUGUCGAUUGAGGUGAUCGUCAAGUUGAUCGGCGUCUUGAGCAAAAACCAGUGCUUUAUGACCGAACUGACGGCGAGUUCCGUAAACCUGACAGUGGCCUUCGUGGUGUCCAACAAUACACUUUUCAACGCUAUUCAACCAUCGGACAUCGUCGAUCUCGUUCAUGCCUUAGUCGGCACCGGGUGUGCACUGCAAGAGAUUCCGCACGAAAUCAUUCAGACACUUCUGUCUUUCCUCGAUUCAAUGUUCUCGCUAAGGGCGUUGGACACCGCUUACCUUUCGAAACUGCUGUCGUGUUUCAGUCGUUCCCCGUACCUGACAUCCGCGAUGUCCGGAACUCAGCUGGUAAACGUACUCGAAACGAUAACAUCGGUUUCCAGCGCGUUACAGGCAAUACCAAACAGCGGUUACGUGAACAUGAUGACGCAGUUGAUGACAACGCCCUACUUGAUGUCCGAUAUCCCGUUUGCGACGCUUUUGAACUUUAUGAAACAAAUCGAAAGCCAUACGUCGGGCUCCGUGUUCUGCGCUAUGCCACCAUGUGUGAUAGACAAGUUCAUCGAGUUUCUGGGAGCGAACAACGCCUCGAUAAUCACUUCCUUGCCACCCACCGACUUGAAAGGUUUGGUGGGCUUCCUGACCGAUGUCCAUUGCUUCUUAGCUCAGCUGCCCGUGGAAACCUUGAGCUCCCUGUUGGAAGCGAUCUAUGCGUCGUCGUUUAUGAUACCGUUGGAUGUAAGGAUCAAAAUGAUCUUCGCCAUUCUUCGGCUGCCACCGUCCGUAAUGUAUUCGCUGCCACCGGCAUCCAUCGGCAACAUAUGUAAAUCGUUCGGUUCGUUCGAUGUGCUGCAGGGUGGCCUGAGCACCGCAUAUCUGGGUGAAUUGUUGACCGCUAUCUCAACGUAUCCGUGUCUGCUGUCUGCCUUCGAUCCCCCGAUGAUACAAGACUUUUUGGAAUAUCUGUCGACGUCACAGGGCAUGCUAAACGACCUGGAACCCUGUGACGUGACCAACCUAGUGAUUUCGAUAUCAGCCGACGCACAUCUCAAAACGGAUAUACCGGUGGGUAGCUUUGUGCGGUUUUUGCGGUCAGUGAACGUGGUCAUGCCAUGCUCGAUACCAACGACCGCCACGGUAGCGCUGUUGGAGUCCUUGACGUCCAUGGAAGUCAUGAUGGACGGUCUGACUUCGAUGGAAGCAGCCAACCUCACAGACCUGUUAGUCGCAGACCACGCACUGCUAGCUGCGUCAUCGCCGAUAUUGGCCAACCUGAUGACGGCGAUGACGACCCGGUUUGCCGGGAUGCCACGCGAGAGUAUCGUCCACCUGUUGGCGGCAACGCACUUAGCGUCACCGAGUAUGCUGUGCACCGUACCGGAAGACGUGCUGGCCGAUCUACUCAAGUUGAUCUGCACCCAGUCGGUGGUUGGCAGCCUCCCAUCCGAAUACCUGGCUGUGUUCGUGGCCGUCCUGUCCACAUCACCAUGCCUGAUGGACGCCAUGUCGGCCAGUGGGCUCGAAACCUUAAUGGGCCUGCUUUUAUCGCAGCCAGCGCUAACGGCCGAAGUCGUGCCACCUCAUACGCUUGCCGAUCUCUGCACGAUCCUGGCCCUGACGCCAUCGCAAAACGUCAACGUGUCCACCAUAAUUUUGCUUCUGUCUUCGGUCUGCCCUAAGUCAGUUUGCGACAUACCGGCCAUGGCCUUGAGCACUCUGCUGAAGCCUCUGGGCGACGCUCAAAUUGUUUACGAGCUCGGGGUCACAACGACCGCUUCAUUGCUGUGCCGCCACCUCGUCACCAUGCGUCCUCGAAGUCUUAUCCGGCCCCACUCUCAACACGAUCGUGAUCAAGCUCGCAUCGUCACCGCUCCUGAUCCAGCAUUUGCAACCCGAUAUUUUACAGUCCUUUGUGGCGGCGGUCGCAUAUUCGCAGCCCGCACUUGAAUCUCUCCGACCGACCACCAUCGCCCACCUACUCACGUCG
This is a messenger RNA of Metopolophium dirhodum (rose-grain aphid), 3175 nucleotides long. RefSeq lists its product as uncharacterized. The record is from RefSeq and is a predicted model, not a curated record. Lineage: Eukaryota; Metazoa; Arthropoda; Insecta; Hemiptera; Aphididae.